Nicrophorus vespilloides is the source of this 897-nucleotide messenger RNA. Its product is annotated as brain-specific serine protease 4-like. Lineage: Eukaryota; Metazoa; Arthropoda; Insecta; Coleoptera; Silphidae. Gene Ontology annotation, molecular function: serine-type endopeptidase activity. Bases 1 to 897 code for a protein of 298 amino acids. The transcript has a single exon. Gene Ontology annotation, biological process: proteolysis. The record is from RefSeq and is a predicted model, not a curated record.
AUGGCGAUGGUCGCCGCGCCGGUCGUUGGUCCGCUCUUGACCGUCAUCACGAUCAUCAUUGUGAUCAUCUCGCUGUCCAGUCGCGCUGAAGCGCGCACCUAUCGAAGCGGAUUCCCAAAGUUCCCUGCGAGGUGCGGUUCGAGGCUGGUGGCGUGGAGUCCGCAGAGGGAGCCCCGGAUCAUCGGCGGGGAGGUGCCACCGUACGGAGCCGUCCCCUGGCAAGUGGACAUCCGUAUAGAUGGAGCUCACCACUGCGGCGGCACGAUCAUCGCAAACCGCCUCAUCCUGACGGCCGCGCACUGCUGCCAGGACAACCUGACAGUAACCACAGGAACCCAGGGACCUCACACCGAUUUCGAACAAUCCUUGAAAGUGCUGAAAGCCAUCAAGCAUCCAGAUUUCCGGAGGGACGGGCCGUACAGUAACGACAUCGCGCUUGUUCUCGUUGAAGAUCCAGGAUUCACGUACAACGCUGUCGUGCAACCAGUGUGCCUCGCAGAAGAAAGCCCCCAACCUGGCACCUGGUGUGAAGUCUCCGGAUGGGGUGCAAUGGACCCCUCCGAUCCGGAACGAAUCUCGCCUAUUCUCAGAUCAGCAGCCGUUCCGUUGAUCUCCUUGGACACCUGCAGACAGAGCGGCAUCUACGGAGGCCGACAACAACCCAUUUUGGAUAGCAUGCUUUGCGCCGGAAGACUCAAAGGAGGCGUCGAUGCUUGCGGAGGCGAUUCCGGCGGUCCACUCGUCUGCAACUUGGAUGGUAACCUCGAGUUGGCCGGCAUCGUUUCCUGGGGUGAUGGAUGCGCCAAGCGCGACAGACCAGGAGUCUACACUCGAAUCUCCAGUUACCGCAAAUGGAUCCGCGAGGCUGCCCAGAAUCUGGGUAUUCACUUCAUCUAA